Papaver somniferum (opium poppy) is the source of this 462-nucleotide messenger RNA. Its product is annotated as S-norcoclaurine synthase 2-like. Gene Ontology annotation, molecular function: signaling receptor activity; abscisic acid binding; protein phosphatase inhibitor activity. The transcript is spliced from 2 exons. The coding region runs from base 1 to 462 and encodes 153 amino acids. The record is from RefSeq and is a predicted model, not a curated record. Gene Ontology annotation, biological process: defense response; abscisic acid-activated signaling pathway. Gene Ontology annotation, cellular component: nucleus; cytoplasm. Lineage: Eukaryota; Viridiplantae; Streptophyta; Magnoliopsida; Ranunculales; Papaveraceae.
AUGCUUAGUAGCGAACUAGAGGUGGCAGCGCCAGCAGAAUUUGUAUGGGCUGUUUUCUCUUCUAAGGAAGUUCCUAAACUUGUUCCGAAAUUGCUUCCAAAUGCAUUUGAGAAGGUAGAACUUCUUGAAGGUGAUGGUGGUCUUGGAACCGUUAUUGACAUCGUAUUUCCUCUAGGACAUGUGCCAUUGUCAUACAAAGAAAAGAUCGUGACAGUCAAUAACCAAGAACGUCUUAAAGAGACACAACAGAUCGAAGGAGGAUAUCUCGAUAUGGGUGUAACAUUUUUCAUCGAAAGUUUCCAGAUGAUAGAGAAAGAUGCCGACUCAUGCAUAAUCAAGUCCACCGUUAGAUAUGAAGUCCCUGAUGAUCUUGCUCCUAACCUUUCUCAUCUCAUUAGUGCUGAACAUCUUCUUACCAUGGCCAAGGUUGGAGCAAAAUAUGCUCUCAGUCUUAGGCAAUAA